ACAUAGGAAGCAUUGGACCCUCUCAUCCUAUCUCAUUCUGCUCUCUCCUAUACGAACCGCUACCCGCCGCAUCACAUCGGCCACUUUUCAUAUCCCUUCCUCCUUACCCUUUCCCGCCGUACUCCGUCCAAACCAACGGCUUUUCACCCAUCCGAGCCAAUGAGUCCACCGUUGUCUGUGAAUAACCCGGAGAUGGCCUGCCCGCCGUUGAAGAACCGCAGCGACCGCGGUUGGGUUGUCCAGAAGUUCGGAGGCACAAGCGUGGGCAAGUUCCCCGACAAGAUCGCGGAGGAUAUCGUCAGGAAUUAUGUCGAGAAUCACAGGGUGGUAGUCGUGUGUUCGGCGCGGAGCACCGGCAAAAAGGCGACGGGCACCACGAGCAGGCUCCUCGAGGUGUAUAACAAGCUGCGAGCAAUCACGGCCGCUGCUAGUGAUCACGAUGCUCAGGAUGAGUUGUUGGGAGAGGCCAAGCACAUUGUGCACGAGAUCCGCCUCGACCACGUUGCUGCCGCCGACUCCUUCAUCCGGGACCCGCAGUUGAGCUCCCUCCUCAAGGCGGACACUGAGAUGGAAUGCCAUCUCCUGGUUGACUAUCUCGAGGCCGCGAGAAGAUUCAACCUCGAGAUCAACUCCCGGGCCAAGGACAGGGUCGUCAGUUUCGGCGAGAAGCUGAGUUGCAGGUUCAUGACAUGUCUCCUAAAAGACAGGGGGGUGGACGCUCAAUACAUUGACUUGGCCGAUAUCAUGCACAACGACAGCCCGGGCCGUCUGGAUGCCAGCUUUUACAAGCACGUCUCCGAGAUUAUUUGCAAGAAGGUCAUGGUCUGCGAGGACAGGGUGCCCGUAGUGACCGGCUUCUUUGGCAACGUCCCCGGAAGCCUAUUGGACGGUGACAUUGGCCGCGGUUAUACAGAUCUGUGUGCGUCUCUGGUGGCGGUGGGGUUGAAGGCCGAGGAGCUGCAGAUCUGGAAGGAAGUGGACGGCAUCUUCACCGCCGACCCUACCAAGGUCCCGACAGCCAGGCUCAUCCCGUCCAUCACGCCUGCCGAGGCUUCAGAGCUGACCUUUUACGGUUCCGAGGUGAUUCACCACCUGACCAUGGACCAGGUCAUCAAGGCGGUCCCUCCGAUCCCGAUCCGCAUCAAGAACGUCAAGAACCCCCGGGGCGAGGGCACCAUCGUGAAGCCGGAUCCCCUGCUGGCCGCAGACCAGCGCAUCCAGCGGGCCCGACAGCCGUCGGACCCAGCAUUGCGGAAGAAGCCGAAGCGGCCGACCGCCGUCACCGUCAAGGACAAGAUCUCCAUCAUCAACAUCCACUCCAAUAAACGAGCUAUAGCGCACAUGUUCCUGGCCCGCGUCUUCUCCAUCCUCAGCCAGCAGCGCAUCUCGGUCGACCUCAUCUCCACCAGCGAGGUGCACGUCUCGAUCGCCGUCCAUACCGCCAGCUCCGAGUUUGGAAACUUCGACAAGGCGGUCGAGCAGCUCCGCGCCGAGUGCGGCGAGGUCAGCGUGCUGCACGACAUGACCAUCCUCAGCCUGGUCGGCGCCGAGAUGAAGAACAUGGUCGGCAUUGCCGGCAAGAUGUUCUCGACGCUAGGCCAGCACCAGAUUAACUUGGAGAUGAUCUCCCAAGGCGCCAGUGAGAUCAAUAUCUCGUGCGUCAUCGACGCUCGUGAUGCAGAGAGGGCUAUGAACAUCCUGCACACGAAUCUCUUUACCUUCCUCGAGUAAAAAGUAAAAGAACAAGAAAGAAAACCUGGAAUAGAUGAGGCAGGCUUUGCGGUCGCCCUGCUUGGGUCGCCGCCAAACGGC
Molecule: messenger RNA, 1812 nt
Organism: Thermothelomyces thermophilus ATCC 42464
Lineage: Eukaryota; Fungi; Ascomycota; Sordariomycetes; Sordariales; Chaetomiaceae
Exons: 5
Coding region: 193-1731 (512 amino acids)
Molecular function (GO): aspartate kinase activity
Source: RefSeq, a predicted model, not a curated record